Molecule: messenger RNA, 1197 nt
Organism: Salarias fasciatus (jewelled blenny)
Lineage: Eukaryota; Metazoa; Chordata; Actinopteri; Blenniiformes; Blenniidae
Gene: tfap4
Product: transcription factor AP-4 (activating enhancer binding protein 4)
Exons: 7
Coding region: 50-1045 (331 amino acids)
Biological process (GO): regulation of transcription by RNA polymerase II
Cellular component (GO): nucleus
Molecular function (GO): DNA-binding transcription factor activity, RNA polymerase II-specific; RNA polymerase II cis-regulatory region sequence-specific DNA binding; protein dimerization activity
Source: RefSeq, a predicted model, not a curated record
GUUUUUUUUUUUUUUUCUAAGAGGGGGACCAAACUGGCGAGAGGCGAGCAUGGAGUAUUUCAUGGUACCAGCUCAGAAGGUGCCCUCCUUGCAACAUUUCAGGAAAACGGAGAAAGAAGUGAUCGGUGGUCUCUGUAGCCUGGCCAACAUUCCUCUGACCCCAGAAACAGCCCGGGACCAAGAGAGGCGAAUCCGCAGGGAGAUCGCGAACAGCAACGAGCGUCGGCGUAUGCAGAGCAUCAAUGCUGGAUUCCAGUCACUUAAAACACUCAUCCCACACAGCGACGGAGAGAAGCUCAGCAAGGCUGCCAUCCUGCAGCAGACGGCGGAGUACAUCUUCACCUUGGAGCAGGAGAAGACGCGGCUAUUGCAGCAGAACAGUCAGCUCAAGCGAAUCAUCCAGGGGUUAAGUGGCUCCUCUCCCAAGAGAAGACGUGCAGAGGAGAAAGAUGAAGGGAUCGGCUCUCCAGACAUCCUGGAGGAGGAGAAGACCGAGGAUUUAAGGAGGGAGAUGAUCGAGCUGAGACAGCAGCUGGAGAAAGAGCGCUCAGUCAGAAUGACGCUGGAAGAUCAGAUGCGUUCCCUGGACGCCCAGCUGUAUCCAGAAAAACUGAAGGCGAUCGCUCAGCAGUUCCAAGAACAUCAAGCCCAGAGUCUGGUGUGUCUGCAGCAGCAGAAACAGCUGGAGAGGGAGCUCACUCCGGCCCACAGCCCACAGGUGCUGGCCCCUGCUACGCCGCCUGCGCCCACACACCACGCCACGGUCAUCGUCCCCGCUCCCGUGCAGCCCCCCCAGCCCCAUCACGUUACCGUGGUAACCAUGGGCCCAACAUCGGUGAUCAACACAGUCUCCACGUCUCGACAGAACCUGGACACCAUCGUCCAGGCCAUCCAGCACAUCGAGGGCACCCAGGGGAAGGGCUGCGCCGGGGAGGAGGAGCAGCGGCGGGCGGUGAUCGUCAGCUCGGGCCGGGUCCUGUCCGACGCGGCGGGCUCGGACACGGCCUCCAACAGCGACGGGCCCGACGACUGCUCGCUGCCUUGAGCUCGGCCCCCCCUCCCCCUCCGGCCGGCGCCGUUCAGAACGCACGCUCACAUACACGCACACACACCUAACACACAGAAAGGCCCGGGCAGACGGCGGGCGACUAUCACACGGCGGACAUUCACAGGGCUGAUAGUCAGACUGAAGCACUC